Closterium sp. NIES-65 is the source of this 1038-nucleotide messenger RNA. The record is from the annotation of a GenBank genome assembly. NCBI's taxonomy places the organism in Eukaryota, Viridiplantae, Streptophyta, Zygnematophyceae, Desmidiales, Closteriaceae.
AUGGUCAUCUCGCGGUGCUGCUCGCCGGGCGUGCAGAUCGCCUUGAAGUGGUGUCGGGAGUACCUCGACGCCGGUCACCGGGCGUGGCACUUCAUCGAGUCGACCUACCAAGUCACCGACGACCUGUACAUCUCCCAGCUGGAAGGACAGCUGACGCACCUGCGUAUGGGCGACGAGGAGACAGCGACCGACUACUGCAACCGGGCCCGGCGAAUUCUCGCCACCAUCAGGAUGGCCGGCGCGCAGUACUCCACGGCGUCGUACGUCACCCACGUCAUGCAGGGGCUCUCAAGCAGCUACAACCUCCUGAAGUGGGUGUCCAUGGCGCCGAGCACGAAGAUGACGCUCAACGAGGAUAACCUCACCUCGUAUAUCCUGCAGGACGAGGCGAUGCAGGAGGCCGAGCGAUCCCAGGAGCUAUUGGCGCAGGCCAACUUCGUAGCCCCGACGAAGCAGGGAGGCCGACCAGGGCAGCGUGGGCAGUCGAGCGGCGGCAGUAGCGGUGGCUGGAAGCUGAGCAAGGACGCCGACAAGAAGAAGUCGGCUAAGGAUAGUGGUCGUGGAGGCGGAGGCCGACGCCGGGAAUGCUGGCUGUGCGGCGACCCCGACCACCUCUCCUUCGAGUGCCCCGACCGCAGUGACUCCGAUGACGACGACGCCAAGGGAGGCGGAGGAAGGUCUGGUAGCCGCCAUCCUCGUCGAGGUGGAAGUAAGCCGCGCAAGAAGAAGCAGUCGACCAAGUCGACCUCGGCGAAGGACGCCGACUCCUCUGUUGGCGGCAAGGCGAAGGACGACAAGAUGGCGUCGUGCUCGUUGGUCGGCGUCGUGGAGCUGACCGUAUCGCUGGCGCCGGAGGCCGGGGAGGACUUCCGGGCGGUGGCGGCAGCUGUGCAGGCGAACCCGGCGGUGGUCCUGCUCGACAGUGGUUACUCGCAACACCUGAUGGGCACGAAGGAGGCCUUCGUCAACCUGGGGCCGAGCGGCGACGUGAAGCACGUGCGCGGCUUCAAUGGGGCGCUGCAGGACCCGGCCAGCUGA